GGAACACAAACUCCAGGAGGUGAACAAAAGCCAUAUGGCUGAAAGGUUUGAUAAUUAAUUCCUAAAUGGGACAUGUGCUUGUUUGGCCUCCGUUGCCAUGGUGACAGGAGAAAGGUGAGCUGCGGGAGCGGGGAAGACCCCGGGAAAAGUGACGUCAGCACGCGGGACCCCCCUCUCCAGCCAUGCAGCACGAAGCUGUUUGUCUGGAGGGCGACGCAGAAGCAGCCUCCAGAAAUGGUGUCGUUCAGAAGAAAGGAGAGCUCCAAAGGCGGACAGAUGAGCGGCGCAGUCCCCGCAGGAGAAGCCCUCACGCCAGCUCAGCAGAGGCGGACAGGCCGCCUCAGGAAACAGAAACUCAGGACAUUCUUCAGUGACUCUGGAUUCGAGGAAGAUCUCCUACCAUCUCCAAACUCCUCUAAUUGUGGACUUGAAACCCACGAGUCUGGACAGCUUUCCAGCUGGUUCCUUCAGUAUGGAGACGUUGGCUUCAAAAUCCAGAGGGAGAAAGAAACGCAGCUUUUUCCUUGCAGCAGUUUGGCCCGUCAGCCACAACUGACUGCAGAGGCCAGGUGUAAGCUGGUCAGCUGGCUCAUUCCUGUCCACAAACAUUUCCGCCUGUCCUUUGAGUGCUGCUGCCUGUCGGUGAACAUCAUGGACAGGUUCCUGGCAUCCACUCCCAUUGCUGCAGACUGCUUCCAGCUCCUGGGCGUCACAGCGCUCCUGUUGGCCAGUAAACUGGUGGAGAUUGGCUCCCCGUCAGUCAACCACCUUCUGUCCUUGUGCUGUGAUGCUUUCACUGAAGAGCAGCUCUACAAUCUAGAACGCCUCAUCCUCCUGCGCCUCAACUUCAACCUCACUGCUCCCACUCUGGCCUUUUUCCUGGACUAUUUCACAAACUGCUUUGAGGCAAUCCAGCUAAAAAACAACUGUCCUGGCACGUUAAAGACCACACACAUCAGCAGCUUUGCACAAAAGGUGUGUGAGUUGACUCUGGCUGACUAUACUUUCAAUAAAUACCCUCCAUCUCUGACUGCUAGCUGUGCCAUGAGACUCACCUGUGAGUUUCUGAAAACAUAUUUUGCUGAGAACUCCUCCACGCAGACCUCAUGCAGAUUCACCGAUGAGGCCUGCACAGAUUCCCUUCAGCCGUUUGAGUACAUGGAACCUGACGACCGCGUGAUGACCCACAACCUAAUGGAAGAAUGUCAGGAGAAUAUGAAGCUGUUGGUGUCUUUAAACCGGAAUACAAUGGAUGGGAUGUUAACUGUGUGAACAGUUCUCUAUAAUAAAUGAAAAACAAAACUUCCUGUUAUGAUUACCUACCUAUAUGUUUACAGUAGUAAUUAUUAAAUUUUUUAAAAGUUUUGUUACUUUUUGUUACAUUAAACCUAUUUUAAAAUAGUGCAAUUUCCUGUAAACUUCUCUAUUUGUUGUACCUUUAUCAUGAAAUAAAUGAUCAGAAAAAUGAA
This is a messenger RNA of Oryzias melastigma (Indian medaka), 1469 nucleotides long. Its product is annotated as cyclin-O. The transcript is spliced from 3 exons. Gene Ontology annotation, biological process: regulation of cyclin-dependent protein serine/threonine kinase activity; mitotic cell cycle phase transition. NCBI's taxonomy places the organism in Eukaryota, Metazoa, Chordata, Actinopteri, Beloniformes, Adrianichthyidae. The coding region runs from base 73 to 1272 and encodes 399 amino acids. Gene Ontology annotation, molecular function: cyclin-dependent protein serine/threonine kinase regulator activity. Gene Ontology annotation, cellular component: cytoplasm; cyclin-dependent protein kinase holoenzyme complex; centrosome. The record is from RefSeq and is a predicted model, not a curated record.